AUGGAUAUUGAGAUGGCCGAUUGCGACACCUCGAGUUCCCUAGCCUCAUGCACAUUCAGAGAAGCAGGCAAGCGAAAGCGUGCCGAAGACGAUUUAGGCAAUCGAGAGAGGGUCUACGACUUCGGGGAGCGCUUUGAUGAGACUCAAGUUGGUCAAGACGACAGGUCAGGCGAUGGUGAGGGCAUAGAUGAUGCCGAGGGCAUUGAUGAAAGCGACCUGGUUCACCUACCCAUCCCGAAUCACGCGCAGCAGCAAGCAGAGAACCUCGCUCGGUUCCCGCGAGUCAAUUACUCAAGCGCUCUGGGACGAAGCUAUGUAUCACUGAUUGACGCCAUCUUCAGCGAAGAGCGAGUCCCCAACAUCACCAACGCCAACAACAACGUCCAACAGCAGCUGUCACUUUGUAAGCUUUUUGCCAGCGUACCCAGAACCAUACUCGAGGCUCUCUUGGAUGGGUCUUUGGCACACAAGGAUCUCAAAAAGCAUGACGAAGAGAUUCGUCAAUACUACCACGAUGUACCAGGCCUUCUCGCAGACCAACAACACGAUUGGAUCAAACAGAGCGAAGCCAAAAGUGCCCCAGCCCUGUACGCUCGAAUGCUGACGAGCGAAGACGGAGAAGCACCUAGCCCGCAAGACUAUAUGGCGCUCUGCAACAUUCUGCGAAAGUACGCCAAUGGCGACCGCCAUAGCGUCCUGUUGAUCGACAGUGCACAUAGUGAUGUCGCCGAAUCGAAUGUCGUCGAACCGUACUAUCUUGACGGCAAGCUCAAGCAUGUCCGACAAUUGUUCACAUGGAUCCGUGCGAUUGAGCUUAUGUGUGAAGCUAUGCCGCGGGAAGAGUGGGAAACGCCGCACCCAGUACCACGCUGUUACAUCGGAUAUGCCGAGAGCAUCUUGGAAUGCGAUGCUCAGUACAUGAGGAAGCAGUCAUGCGCCUGGCUGGUGUCGUUGGUUGAGGCCGCUCUUGAUGUCGUGUCUCCGUAUAGAGGGUACCGGCUUCGCACCUACGCCAUCUGCUUCUUCGCUGGAAAGGAUGAAGUCGAGCUCGGCGAGCGGGCCUUUACGCGUUGCACCAACUCUUACAUUUGCUACGGAGGUUUUAACGUAGCUCCGCCAGGCCAAUGCCCCAGUGCUGGGUUAGCCGACUGGCAUGCCCUGGAGUUGUGGCGAGAAGCACACACUCCGUUCCAGAGCAACAUGAAGCACGAAGUUGGCAACCUGGAAGAGUUACAACAUCAAACCGAUACCGACCACCACCUUUUCUACAUGCAGCUACGGUGUCAGGCUAUCAACGCAAAGCAGGAAUGCCAGCGCGGAGACAUGGAGAACGGGGCUCUCAUGGCAAACCUUCCACAUACCUUAGCUGGGAUCGAAGGCUUGGAUCUCUCCAAACUCCUUUCAACAGUCGCCAGUCGCACUGCACCAAGGUCUUAG
This is a messenger RNA of Dothidotthia symphoricarpi CBS 119687, 1437 nucleotides long. RefSeq lists its product as uncharacterized. The record is from RefSeq and is a predicted model, not a curated record. NCBI's taxonomy places the organism in Eukaryota, Fungi, Ascomycota, Dothideomycetes, Pleosporales, Dothidotthiaceae. The transcript has 2 exons. Bases 1 to 1437 code for a protein of 478 amino acids.